Nymphalis io (European peacock) is the source of this 4713-nucleotide messenger RNA. It is a transcript of the gene Cp190, whose product is annotated as centrosome-associated zinc finger protein CP190. Gene Ontology annotation, cellular component: nucleus. Gene Ontology annotation, biological process: regulation of transcription by RNA polymerase II. The coding region runs from base 143 to 4342 and encodes 1399 amino acids. Gene Ontology annotation, molecular function: DNA-binding transcription factor activity, RNA polymerase II-specific; protein binding; RNA polymerase II cis-regulatory region sequence-specific DNA binding. NCBI's taxonomy places the organism in Eukaryota, Metazoa, Arthropoda, Insecta, Lepidoptera, Nymphalidae. The transcript has 2 exons. The record is from RefSeq and is a predicted model, not a curated record.
CUUGCGUUUGUAGUGUCAACUUGAAGUGAAUUUGGUGCAGUAAUUUUGUGAUGUGUGCAAGUUAUUGAAAUCAUAGUGUUCGUAUCUUUGUAGUGUAAUUGUAUAUCGUAACCUCGAAAUGAGUUAAAACAUAAACUGCAAAAUGUCUGAUGUAAAGCAAGUGAAAGUGGACAAUUGGGGAAUUUACUUCCUCCAGAGACUUAAACAUUUUUUCAAUCGAACAGAUUACUGCGACUUGACACUUCAGUUCCAAGACAAUGCACAACUUAAAGUGCACAGACUUGUUCUUAGUGCCUGCACUGAAUACUUCGAAUUAUUGGAGCGAACAUGUGAAAUGUAUGAAGAUUGUUUGGUUAUGCCGGAUGAUUUGCAAGCGGAUGUCGUAGUUCCGAUAAUAAACUUUAUGUAUACAGGGCAGCUAGAAUUUAAACUUGACUUACUAGAAAAGCUAUAUCAAACAUCACUUGUUAUGAAUAUGCCUGUUCUAACAAAGCUUCUUGCUUCACAUCGCAGCCAACAAUCACAAUCAAAUCAUCAGACAAGACCAGCUCCUAACAAUUACUACGGUAAAAGAUACCUGAAACAUUCUAAAGCUAUACUAUCGCCUAGCAGCAAUAGCAAUACCAGUAAGCGUAAUUUCUCAAAUGCAUUUGAAAAUUCAGACACACCAAAAGCUAAGAAACCCCAUGUUGUGACUCGAACAGAAUCACAAGUUAAAAAUGGCAGUCAAGAAGCUGCAACAACAAGUCCAAAGUUUCCCAUCUUCUCUGAAAAAAAUAAACACUUGACAAAAGAACCUCGUCCAACCCGGUAUGAAUUGCCAGAAGAACUAGAUGAAGAUAACAUUUUUGACAAUUCCUUUAUGAACAUAUCAUAUGCUUCAAAACCUCUAAUGGUGCAUCCAGAAACUACGAAACAAUAUACCUCGAAGAGGAUAAAGUUAUUCGAAGAAGGCACAAGUUCGAGAUUUAUGCAAGGUUCCUCAAAUACUGACAUUGUGGAAUGCAAAAAAAUUUCUGCUAAUGACAGUCUCUUUAUAGAUGACAAUAGUGUUACUGAUGACAAUGACACAUUUCAAUCUCUACAUGUUAAAGAUGAUACCAAAGAUGCGAGUCAACUUUUUGAUCAAAUUAUAGACAACAAUGAUUGUUCGAAUAUAACAAUACAGACAAAAAAUAAUAAACAAUCAGGAAAUUUAGAUCAUGCUAAAAUAAUAAGUGAAGUGCUUAAGAAAUACCCACAUUUGGUCAAAAGUAAUAAGCAAAUUAAAUUGAAAAUUCUUAACACUCCAAAUAAGCCUAAGAAAACCAGGGCAUCUAAUAUAUUAGAUGCGGAGAAAGACAAUAAAGCGAAGAAUGAAACACCUGAUUUUACAUAUGAAACUGAUGUUUUUGAUUCUAAAGAUGCAGCGAGGCUCAUAGCAUUAGGUGCUGAGAAUAUUAGGGGUCCCUGGAUCUGUCUUAUCUGUGGAACACCUGGUAAAGCUUUACAUUUUACUUCCUACUUUAACUUCCGUAAGCAUCUUGUAGAUAUUCACAAUGAAAAACCUGUACCAAAUAUAUGUGAAUAUUGUGGGUUGAAGUCUCAAAAAAGAAAUUACUUAGUUCACCAUCAAUUGACAAAGCAUGGAGUGGAACCACCAUCACAUUACAAUUUCCCAAAAUGUAAUUUUUGUAAGUAUGUAGCUCUUAAUGAAGCAUUAAUGGUAAAACAUAAAUUGACCCAUGCUGAAGUAAGAAGCUUCAGGAAGAAUGUAAGUACAGCAUAUACAACAUCUAAUUCAAUGUUAGAUCAAGUGCAGAAAACUGGUAAUAAAUAUGGCGAAAGAAAGCAUAAUUUGCAAUGCAUUUAUUGCCUUAGAAUUUUCUUACGUGAAAAUAAUUUAUAUGCUCAUUUAAAAACAAAUCACAAAGAAGCUGCUAAAAAUGAUGGUCUUAUAGACGAUUCUGAUGAAGAAAUACAAGAAGAAGAAGACAAACCAAAAUCAAAGCAUAAUUCAAAUGAAUCUGCUAAUUACAUCAAAGUGGAACUACCAGCUAAUUAUGACAACUCAUUUGAUGAUAAUAAUGUGCAGUAUCAAAUUGAAAGAAGAGCCGAUGGUAAUAUACAUGUUGUAUCUAAAAAACCGCGUGUAGUAAUGCCAAUGCCUAAACACAAAAUAUUAAAUCCAGGCUUUGUCAUGCAACAACAAAAUAACUCUUCAUUGUCUAAACAACAAAAACCGAAAUCAACUAUAAACACUACUCUAAAAAGAAAUGAGUUUUUACAAGAACUCAGUGUAUCCCCAACUAGUAAUGUUACUAGUGAAGAAAUUGUAUUAAUUGAUAAUCAUGAAUAUAUUGUUCAAGAUUUCCAGUUAAUUCCUAAAAAAGAAAAAAGUGUUGGAGAGUACAUAAUGACGAACACAGUUAAUACUAACAAAGAUGGAUUGAUACAAUCAAUAAUGCCUACAUCAACAUCUGUGGAAUAUCAUAACAUCCAUAACUCAAGUAAUGAUGCAAAAGUGUUUGUCAAAAAAUCAACAAAUGCCAACCAGCCUAUACAAAUAGUUGUUUCUAAUGAAGAAGAAUAUAAAGCUUUAGUAUCUAACCAAUCUGUUAUAUUUGAAGAUGGAGACUCUAACAAAGCUUUAACUGUGUUAGCUCCUGGAACUUCAUCAUUAGAAACUGCCACAAUUGAUUUGGACAAUGCCCAAUCUAAUGACAUGAUGAUAAUUCAAGAUGAGUUUUCUAUUAAUGUAUCUGAUCCCAAUGCCGCUAAUAAUUCAAAUAUAGUUGUUGUGUAUAGCCAUCCAGUAGAAGACCAAAAUAAACAGUAUCAAAUUAUAACAACACAAGCAGUUGAAGCUCAAUUUGUUCCAUCUUCCGCCAUAAUAACUCAAAAUUAUGAAACUGUUACAACUUGUGCACCAGUUGUGAGUGCACAUACAGCUUUAGAUAAUUCGUGGCAAAACAAUAUUCAAACAAAUAUUAAUAAAUUACCAAUAACUUCCACAGAAACAGAAUUACAUACUAUGACUGUAGCAGAAUCAGUAACGAUUGCACCUGAAUCUGAUUCUACUAGUAAUAUUAAUGAUUUUUCUGAAGUCCCAAUAACGACAUCAGGGUCAGUUCCCAUUAACAUUAAUCAAGUUGUUGAAUCACAAAACCAAACCAUAGAAAACAAUUUUAAUGAAUCAAAUGUUUUACCCAAUAUUACUGAAGAUAUAAAUAAUGUACCCAUCUGUGAGCCAAGUUCUAUUAUUACUCUCGAACAUCCCUCUAUUAUUACUGAUGAUCUACAAAAAACAUUGACUGAAACUAAUAUACAGCAAUUAUCAUCAACUGACCUAAAUAAAUCUACUCCGAUAAAUACCUUUAUUAACACAAUAGAAGAGCCAUUAACAAGUAACACACUGGAACCCAUCACUGAAAAUACUGAUCCAGCAACACAAAGUGAACUGGGUCCAGUUUUUGAUGAACAAAUUUUAGUACAAGAAAAUCAAACUUCCAUUGCUGAUAAUUCAAUUGUUAAUGAAAGUACAGUAGAAACAAAUACAUCUAGUGAACCCUUAAACGAGAAUAUUAUUAGUGAAGUAGAUAAUUGCAUACCACAUGUAUCAGGUGAACAAAUAGGAAUUGAACAAUGUACUGACGAGCCUUUGAUUAAUGAAAAAACGAAUGCUGAAGCUGAAACAUUAGAAGAGCCUGCAAUUGAAAUGGAUGCUGAAGAAACCAUAGAAAAUAUUGCGCGGGAUAUUGGUGUAAAUCCAAACGCAAGUAAUAAACCUGAAUUACCUAAAAUCGCUGAAAGCUUAUUAGAUAAUCCUGUUGCAAAAGUAGCGAUCGCCCAAAUUGAAAAUCUAGCAUCCGAAUGGUCUGAAGAUGAAAGUGAAACAUUGACUGAAGGUGAGAAUAAGACGGACAAGUCUAACUUGGAAGCGAAAAACGAUGAUGCAAGUGAAAUGUCUGAGGUUGAGGAAUCUAUUGAAAACAUUCAACAGGAAAUGGCAAAACAAGUGUCUGUUGAUGUAGUUCCUUACACAGAUGAAGAUAUGAGUUCAUCACAAGAUGAUAACUUAUCUAAACUUGCUGACCGACAAGACAGUAAAGUAAGUGAAGAUAUUCAAGCCACCUCAAAAGAGAAAAUAACUUUACUUCUCAAUGAUUGGGAUGAUAAUGAUUCACAAGAAGAUAAUACACUAGUCACUUGCGAUGCAAAGAUAAAUGAUCAUGAUGAAAAACCUCAAAACACUGGUGACAAUGAUGGAGCUGUAGCAGAGGAAUCAGAAAUAAGUAAAAAUGAUAAUAUUAAGAGUUUAGUAAGUGAUUGGGAUGAAGAUGAUGAAGAGAAUAAGGAGUAAUAAGGACUGAUCUGAGAAAAUUUUAACUUAAUUAUUAUAUACAAAAAUAAAAAUUGUGCAUUGUAACUAUAAUUAAAAUAAUCCUAAUAAUUACUCCUACAGAUAAUAGACAUGAAUAUUAUAUAAUUUAGGAAAUAUAUCCUAUUAUUUCUUGUGUAAAAUUUAAUACGCAAUUAGAUAUAUCGUUUUUUUUUUAUACUUUAUUGUAAAUUAUGAGAUUUAUUUAUGUAAAUUUUAUAUAUAAAUAUAUACAUUGUGUAGUGUAAAAUUAUUAUGUUUCCUUUGUACUUUCAACAGUGUGUAAAACUAUGUAUUUGUACUCUAAUAGUAUAUUAUUGAGUUUUUUAAGUAAACAAUCAAAAAUUAACUUA